AGCCCAUCCAGACUUCCGAGUGUUUGACUCUUUAACGUCAAUCUGGAAUCUGAAGUGGCGUCGCUAUUCCUCGGUUCAAUCGCCACGCCGAAAAUCCCUGAACCGAACUUUUUCUUCGAUCACCUUCAAUCGAACAUUUCGGGGCCGCAGUCUGGCUGUCGCCGGCUAUCCCAAUGCGACACUUGUUUCACCAUGAACUUUUUCCGAAUGUUUUAUUUGGUUAAGUCACAACAAGUCAAGGAACCCUUUGAAUGGGUCUGUAUUUUUCACGCUGCAACACUGCAAAACAUAUCCCAUUACACUUACAUACAUUAUGAUUGCACGGAUGAAAGCCAAACUGAAACUGAAACGGAAGGAGGAACCAGUUUACAACAAAUGUGAAUCCUCCCAUGGCGUGCAUUGCUUGUUUCACAUCACUUUGCUCGCAGCGGGAUGCUCACCUCCGGAAGGGGAGAACUACAUACAACUUGCAUACCAUCAUUCCUGUGGCACACACACACACACACACACACCCGCGUCUGGCUAGGAUUAGCAGCAAUAUUUAAUAAUCGUUGCUCGAGGGGAAAAGUCCGCAGAUCAACACGAGUAAUCAAUCGAGACACAGUAGUUGCGUUGAAGCCGAGAAUUCAGAACCGAAAAAUGCAUAAAUUUGCAACUGGACAGAUUUUUGCGACAAUUUGCUGCAUGUCGCUUCUUCCCCAGUUGCUGUAUAGAUCGAUAGCCAACGGGCAGCAUCAGCCAGGGGACGAAACCUGUGAGACGCUACCUUCCGAGAUUCAUCUGAUCAAAGAGGAAUACGACGAGCUCGGGCGUCUGUAUCGGACCUGCAAUGGCGAUGUCACGGUGAACAAAUGCGAAGGUAAAUGCAACAGCCAGGUGCAACCGUCCGUGAUCACCGCAACAGGGUUCCUCAAGGAGUGCUACUGCUGUCGGGAAUCGUUCCUGCGAGAGAGGCAGCUUCAGUUGACCCACUGCUACGAUCCGGAUGGUGUCCGCAUGACUGACCACGAGUCCGCCACCAUGGAGAUUCGCCUCAAGGAACCGAUCGACUGUAAGUGCUACAAGUGUGGUGAUUUGGUUCGCUGAAGAAUGUGAUAAAACAACGUGCGCGCCCACAAAAUGAUGUCCCCCCAAAAAGUUUGACCUUUGAUUCGAUUCGAUGAUUGUCGUCGUCGUCGUCGGUGCCCAUAGCUACUCGUGAUAUGAAUGAUUACAUUCGGCGUUUGGAGUAAAUGCCCUCCGGAAGAGGAAAAUGUUAUAAAUCAGUUAUAGUUGUGAAUAAAACAGAUUAUAUGGAAGUGAA
Messenger RNA from Toxorhynchites rutilus septentrionalis, 1303 nucleotides. RefSeq names its product partner of bursicon (gene Pburs). Gene Ontology annotation, biological process: G protein-coupled receptor signaling pathway. The coding region runs from base 433 to 1086 and encodes 217 amino acids. NCBI's taxonomy places the organism in Eukaryota, Metazoa, Arthropoda, Insecta, Diptera, Culicidae. The transcript is spliced from 2 exons. The record is from RefSeq and is a predicted model, not a curated record. Gene Ontology annotation, cellular component: bursicon neuropeptide hormone complex; extracellular region. Gene Ontology annotation, molecular function: G protein-coupled receptor binding; neuropeptide hormone activity.